CGUCAUCUUGAGGAGUUCUUCGGACAAAAUAUACCGCCGUAUGCCAUCCUCUCACAUACCUGGGAAGAGCAAGAGCUAUCGUUCAAGGAAUAUUACAAUCCUAAGGCCCACCUCAGGCACCCCAAAUCGGCGGCAAAACUUUUCAGGACCUGCGAGCGAGCGAUUCAAGAUGGAUACGAGUUUGUGUGGGUUGAUUCGUGCUGCAUCGAUAAAAGCAGCAGUGCGGAGCUUAGCGAGGCGAUCAAUUCCAUGUUCAAGUGGUACGGGGCCGCCCGGCGGUGUUACGCGUAUCUAAGCGACUUUGACUUCGACGAGCUCCGUGGUGACGAUCAACCGAUAGCAGCGUCGCUUAAUGCGAAAAGAGUAUUGUCUAAAUGCAGAUGGUUCUACAGAGGUUGGACGUUGCAGGAGCUUCUUGCACCCAGGGAUGUCUGGUUCUUCGAUUGCCACUGGAGAUAUUUUGGGUCACGACUUCAAAUCAGUAGCAUCCUUUCAGAGAUCACAACGAUCCCGGAACCUGUCUUUAAGACAACAAUGUCUCGGCGAUACAGCGAAUAUUCUAUUGCACAGAGAAUGUCUUGGGCAGCUGGGCGGCAAACCACGAGAGAGGAAGACAUCGCUUAUUGUCUCUUUGGGAUCUUCCACGUCAAUUUGCCUCUCCUGUACGGCGAAGGAGGCGAAAGAGCUUUCAUUCGGCUUCAAGAAGAAAUCAUGAAAGAAAGCAACGACCUAACAUUGUUUGCCUGGUCGAGCGAAGGCGAGCAAUGCUGUCGGGGUCUCCUCGCUCGGUCACCACGCGAAUUUGCGUCCGCUGGAGACAUACACUCCAAGACAGACGUGAAUAAGAACCCCGAGUUCACUCUCACCAACAAGGGUCUACGGAUUGAGACCUCAAUC
Messenger RNA from Trematosphaeria pertusa, 897 nucleotides. Its product is annotated as HET-domain-containing protein. Lineage: Eukaryota; Fungi; Ascomycota; Dothideomycetes; Pleosporales; Trematosphaeriaceae. The transcript has a single exon. The record is from RefSeq and is a predicted model, not a curated record. The annotation marks the transcript as partial.